AAAUAUUGAAAUUUCUCGUUUUGGAAGAAACUGAAAAAACUCGACAAUAGCAUUCUCUCUUGUUUUUAAUCUGAUGGGUAAGUAGCUUAAGUGUACUAGAGACCCACAUGGUGUGCAGCUUUUUGUACAUAAUGGGAAACCCGAGAUUUAAACAAUCACUAUAGCACUGGAAAAGUUGACAGCCUCAAAACUUCAAACGGUUGGCAGGUCUGCCACCAUCUUAGCUCACUGAUAUACAAGGCAUUAUUCAGUCUACAUCAAUUUUAAUUGUGAUUUUUUGGUAAGGAUUGUUAUAAUAAAAAUGGGAACCGCAAGCGGGUUACCUUUGAAACAUCCACCUACCCACGACCACCAGCCGCGUCUGAACGAGGUGGCCCAAAAGUUUCUAGCCGAUUUAAACGAGGAGCGGAAGCGAUUGUCCGCGGAUUUUCCACUUUGCGCACUGCUAAUCGCCGAGGCUGUGGACCGUGUCUACGGCACUGGUCGUAUUCCCGGCAAGGAGUUAGACGUGUACAACCAAAAGCCGAAGAAGAUUACCCAAAAGGUCUUCAUGUCCGUUAAUCAGUAUCCCAAGCAAUGGAGCUCUCACCUAUAUCAACCUGAUUAAGCGAGCUACGGGAAAUCCGCCCGAGUAAGUUACUUGUAAAGUAUAAUCUUGUAUCAUUAAAUGACCAAACCAGGUGUAAUGGACCCGCUUCCCCGCUUCCUAGUAUUUUAAUCUUUAUAGAGUCGACGAUGUGGAGGAGGUGGCCUUAAGCACGAACCGCACAUCAAGAACUUUAAGCCCAAUCCUUGUAAACGGACUAACUUUAUAAAAUCCAUGCUGGAAGCACAUUGAAAAUCCUUUAAACAAGAAUGCGGCAGUCAAAAUGAUGCUACCAAUGAAAUGGCAUAAUAGAUCCGCAGAGUUUAUAUGCACUAGAUUCAAUUUGAUUUAUAAAUAAUAAAUUAUGCGGGAUUA
Messenger RNA from Drosophila sechellia, 961 nucleotides. RefSeq lists its product as uncharacterized. Lineage: Eukaryota; Metazoa; Arthropoda; Insecta; Diptera; Drosophilidae. Bases 302 to 607 code for a protein of 101 amino acids. The record is from RefSeq and is a predicted model, not a curated record. The transcript has 3 exons. Gene Ontology annotation, molecular function: RNA binding.